Molecule: messenger RNA, 2454 nt
Organism: Scophthalmus maximus (turbot)
Lineage: Eukaryota; Metazoa; Chordata; Actinopteri; Pleuronectiformes; Scophthalmidae
Product: disabled homolog 1-like
Exons: 9
Coding region: 343-1503 (386 amino acids)
Source: RefSeq, a predicted model, not a curated record
AGAAGUUUCAGCUGUGAGUCAAGCCAAGCGGCAGGGUCAGAGCAGACACACGCUCGCAGUAGGUGAGGUGGAGCAAACGUUUUUUUCUAUUUUACAAAUUCUUCUCAGAACUUCCUUCAAUCUGUAGAUGUUUUGUUUUUUUGAACUGUUCAGUCUGACGGAAAAAAAAUUCUCAAAUUCUUUGAUUUUCUUUGCACCGGCCCCUGUUGACUUUUUUACUCAAGCCGCUGAACAGAUUGAACAUUUGCAGUCAACAACUGUGACGGCCACAUUGUUUUUCGGGGAUCCUGAGCCGCCACCACCCCAACCCCAGCCUUGAAUUUACAAAAAGACCUCGCCGUGAUGGAGACGGAGCAAACGUCUGGAAGUUGUCCUGCCCCGGGCCAAGCGGCUGUCAGGACAUGGCUCUCCUCCAGUACAAGAGGAGCCACCAGGUCGCCCAGCGACACCGCAUCCCGUUUCCAGGGAGAAGGGGUUCGAUACAAAGCAAAGGUCAUCGGUGUGGACCCAGUAGCCGACUCGCAGGGGGACAAGAUGUGCUGGGACACCAUGAUGAAACUAAAGGGGUUCGAGGCAGCAGCAAGGAAACAGGGGAAACACAAGCAGAGAGUUUGGCUCAAAGUUUUCUCCAGUGGCCUGAAAAUCUUGGAUGAGAGGACCGGGGCUGUUCUCCAUGACCACGAGAGGAGCCGGAUCAGCUCUUUGACAAAAGACCAGUCAGACCCCAGAGCUCUGGCCUACAUCUACCAACAUCAGGACACCUACAGCCUCUUCUACAUCAAGAUGGCCAACCUGGCAGAUCCAGUCCUGGCUGACAUCAAGGAGGUCUGUCAGUGUGUGGACCAGGAGACACCACCGGAACCCACAGAGACGCCGACACAAACGAGCUCCUUACUGCUUCUGAAUGAUGAUUCUGACUCUGAGAAACCAUUGUUUGAGGGUGUGUUCAGUCCACGACCAGACUCUUCACCAGGACAACCGAACCAGGUCGCUCUCAGUAAUGAGCUGAUGGAAGUUUUCUCCGUCCAGAUGGAGGAGCCGCUGUCGCCCACCCAGAGCUCCUGCACCAGUCAGCCAGAUUCUCCACAGUCGAAUCUCUCCACCUCUCAGAUCCUCUCCAUGUUCCCCACACAGCCACUAGGGGGCUCCCCGUACUCCUCUCCCCCGUACUCUCCAACUGCAAUGACCCAGGGUCAGAAGGGGCCACCGGGGAACCAGUGGUCAGGUCUGGCGGUGGCUGUGGCGCCCUGGCCAACCGUGUCCGGAGGCUUGGCGGCGUGGGCACCGCCAGGUGUCGCAGCGCCCUCUGCAGGCAGCCAGUAUGAGGCUGGUGGCAUGGUGACCUCUCAGCCUGGGGUCAUGUGGGGAGGAAAUACACCUGCUUCACCCACCACUCUCAACAGGUUCCCUACUACACCUGUACCCUCCUUCUUUGCCCCGACUGGAGCCACAGGAGCAGCGCAGUCAGCACCACCCAGUUUGGACCACAAUCUCCUCCUGUGAUCUACUCCACACCAAGGUCACGGCUUUACUUUACAUACAGACAGAAAUUGGACCAUGUUCCAUUACAGUUCGAAACAAUCUGAUUCUGCAAUUCAACUUGGAAAUUAUUAGUUUGUAAUAAUGAGAUGUCAUGCUGUGUUCUCAUGGAGAUGUGAAUCUCUGAACGUAUACAAUUCUUAUUUUAUUUAACUGUUAUUGGAAGUGAAAAAGCCUUAUAGUCAAGUAUCUAUAACCCAGUCCAGUUGGCCCUGAUUCACAUUUUCCUGAUUAACUGUGAUGAUUUUGCACGUGACUGCAUUCAAUUUAUGGCCAUUUUUUUUUCUUUCUACAUUUCUAUUGUCAUCAUUAUUACUAGCCUUAGCUUAUUCAUAGAUGUAGAACAAAAUAUACAGUAAACAGCUGCUCCUAAAACCACAAUAUGUUCCCCUUAAAUGUUUUAUUUUUGCAAUUAUUUGUUCCCUUUAUUUGAGUGAAUAAUCAAAUAUUUGUUUUUACAUUCAAGAAAAAUUGAAGAUUAAAAGAAAUAAAGAUAGUCAGAGGUAAAGUGCAAGGUUUCCAUGACAUGUGCUGACUGUUUAAACUAGACAGUGACAAUGUUUUCAUACAGCUGGGUCUCAUGUAAUGAGGUGAUGGUUGAAAUUGAAAAUUGUACAGUGGAAAGGCUGAUAAUCAUUUUUCAUUUAUCCUGCAGUUUAAUAUUUUAUAUAUUAUAUUUUUAUCUGACACACGAAAAUGAUAAUGAAGGUAUCUUUAUUUGGUUUUUCUAUGUCAAAUUUUCUUCUUCAGUCUUCAGUUUUGCUCACAUACAGUACUGGGUUUUUUGCUUGUUUGUUUAUUUUUGGGGUGGGGGUUCGUAUCCAGAUUAUGACUAUUAAAUUUGUGAUAUUAGGCUUUAUAAUCAAAAUAGACUUGACUUGACAUGUAGAGGCAAAAUAAAAUACAGAACGUUUA